ACACACACACACACACGCGUUCACUCUCACUCUGCUUGACAGAUACUCGCGCUCACACACACUCGAGCGUUCAGAAAGAAAAGCUGAAAGAAGGAGCGGGCAUGAAGAGCACGCCGUACAUGGCAGAGAUUUACUCCGGUAGGCAGCUUCACCACUUCAUUGAUGGAUAUGAUGUGCAUCGCAGCAACUGGAUGCGUUUCGUCAACCCGGCACGUUCCCCGGCCGAGCAGAACCUGGUGGCCUGUCAGAACGGCCGUGAUGUCUACUUCUACACCGUCAGGCCCGUGGAGCCCCAGCGUGAGCUGCUCGUGUGGUACAGUCAGGAGUUCACGAGGAGGCUGUGUGGACAUGUGGAAGAGCAAACGGACAGCGUGAAGCCGAAGCACUUUGGUGGUGAUGUGAAUGAAGCUGACCUCCAGAAGCACAGUCUACUUCCGUGGACCCAGCAUCCUAAACAGGCAUCACACCCUUACAGCUUGCACGGUCAGCAAGAAGUAACAAAGGAAGGGAAGGACGAGGUUGAGGAAACUGAGGAGAAGAUUGACGUGGAGACCAUUGAGCAGGACAUACCACCCAGCACUCCAGAUCAGCACUUGAUGGACUCCAGUAAGAAGUUUCCCCAGGAUAGCACACACAAAUCACAUCCUAAGUGUGCUUCCCAUUCAUGCCCUGACCAAGACCUUCUAGCACAUCCCCAGAGCUAUUACAGCCCCAGGGAAGACGUGAUACCAUAUCCUGCUGUGCCAAAUGCCUACCAUUUUUUGCCUUCUUUUGACCCUUAUUAUCACCAAGCCAUUCUCAGCCCUUACACACCAUCCAUCCCCUCUAUGCCGCCCCCCAGAGGACCAUUCCACUACAGCAAUGUGCUGCCAAGUGCAGUCUUGCCCUUUUCUGCCAGGACUCAACCAAGUCUUCUCCCUGUUGAUCUGUCUUACCCUGCCCUACAUCCUCAGACCAGCCUGGAAGGGCGGCCCAUGAAUACAUCACCUCCCCAGGGUGCCCCGGCCACCCCUGAAAUCUCACCCCUCAUGAAGCACUCCCCAGGGUCUGAGCAUUCAUAUGAGGAAGCCAUCAACCUCAGCUUGGCUGCUACACCAAAGAUCAGCUCAUCGUCAUCCGUGUCAUCACAAAGUCCAGGGUACAAGUCCCUGCCGUACCCACUAAAGAAACAGAAUGGAAAGAUCAAGUACGAGUGCAACAUCUGCUUCAAGACCUUCGGCCAGCUGUCCAACCUGAAGGUGCACUUGAGGGUGCAUAAUGGAGAGAGGCCAUUUCAGUGUCCAUUGUGCAAGAAAAGCUUCACCCAGCUGGCACAUCUACAGAAACAUCAUCUUGUUCACACUGGAGAGAAACCUCAUGAGUGUCAGGUGUGCCAGAAGCGUUUUAGCAGCACCAGCAACUUAAAGACGCACCUGCGCUUACACUCUGGAGAGAAGCCCUACCAGUGCAAAGUGUGUGGCACCAAGUUCACACAAUAUAUCCACCUGAAGCUGCACCGCCGCAUGCACAGCUCGAGAGAGCGACCACAUUGCUGCCCGUUGUGCCAUCAUGGCUUCCUCCAUCACUUUUCCCUCAGGCUGCACCGUCGCUCGGGAGGUUGCACUGCCAAUUCCCAUCCUGAAAGUCCCAAGCUGAGGUACACCACUGAGAUCCUCGAGCGAUUUGAUGUCAGUGCUGAGGCCGAAGCUCUUAAAGAGAAUUCAUCAGAGACCGAAGUCGAGGCCGUGCUUGAGAAGUGGCUGGAGCUGGAUGAUCAUCCCAAAGCUGGCCACUUUAAAGGCUUGGACCCUACCCUGCUGAAAACCUCAGGACUGGGGCAAUGGCAAGAGAGGGCCAGUGUGGUGCGCUUUGGCGGUGAAGGACGAGUACAAUGAGGAAGGAAAGGGAAGGAGGUUUGAAACUCCAGUUCUAGAAGUAGCCUAAAAGUAGACUUGUACACGUCUAUGCCAAAAAAAUAUCCGAAGAGGGCAAGAGCUAAACCAAGCUGAGCAACACCAAAUACAUAAAAAAGCAUUUCCAAAGACUUAAUAAUUGCACUUAAGCCUUCUGUUCUUUGGCAGACAGUGAAGGCGAUCGGUUACAUCAUUGUACUUGUGUUUUGUUUCAUGUGUUUGAGUUCAUAUUAAUUUAUUACUCUCUAUUUUUGUACAUUGUUGCUAUUGUUUGUAAAAUAAUAUUGUUUUUUUUCUCAGGAAACAUUGUCAGUCAGGGUCUGGAAUUGUAAACAAAAUAUAUCAGGGGUUUGCUGUGUGAACGUUUUGCGAGGACGCCGUUCCUCGGCACCCUCACUGUAACUCGAGGUAUAAGAAAUUCUGCAAAUAGUUAUGCAAUCGUUUUACAGCUUAAUUCUUUAAAGAGAAGUCAAGCUUCCAUUGUAUUAUUUAUUACUUAGAGAAGUUAUUUUUUGCCUUCUGUAUAAUUUUAAAAGUCAGCCAUCCAGCACUGAAGUGAACUAUUGGUGUAGUUUCUUGAGCGCCAAAUCCACAGCAGGAACCGAAGUUACUAUUAAUCUCAGGACACAUCAAGUAUAAUUUAUUACUGUAUGCUCUUUGUUUUAAUUUAUUUAACAUGAGCACUGGAAAAAGCAGGACCUCGAUCCAUGUGCACGGUUACUGGUACGUAGCAAAGAUAAGAUUUACUGAUUUUCAUUGUUUUUCAGGUAGGAAUUUUGUACAGUUUUGUUUACUCAAUUAUUUUUGAUGUUGAUACUUUAUAUGCCAGAGUUUAUUUUCACUGAAAGUUUGUAAUGUAGCACAUUAAAUCUACUGUAUUUCUUCUCAAAA
Molecule: messenger RNA, 2783 nt
Organism: Neoarius graeffei (lesser salmon catfish)
Lineage: Eukaryota; Metazoa; Chordata; Actinopteri; Siluriformes; Ariidae
Gene: prdm1b
Product: PR domain containing 1b, with ZNF domain
Exons: 5
Coding region: 102-1874 (590 amino acids)
Biological process (GO): cell fate commitment; regulation of transcription by RNA polymerase II
Cellular component (GO): cytoplasm; nucleus
Molecular function (GO): DNA-binding transcription factor activity; RNA polymerase II cis-regulatory region sequence-specific DNA binding; histone deacetylase binding
Source: RefSeq, a predicted model, not a curated record